This is a messenger RNA of Paramuricea clavata, 384 nucleotides long. Lineage: Eukaryota; Metazoa; Cnidaria; Anthozoa; Malacalcyonacea; Plexauridae. The record is from the annotation of a GenBank genome assembly.
AUGUCUCGAGGGAGUGCCGCGGAGGCGCAAGUGGUCUCCGGAGACCAGACAACUGGAACUGCUGAUGAUGAGAUGCCGAAUAAAGAAGAGCUCGAGAUAGUUUGGCAUAUUGCUAGUCGCAAAACAAGCAAGAGCAAAUUUACGAAGAUCCGAAAUCGAAUUCUUUCGUUAGUGGAAGAUGCCUCCGCUUCGUGUCGUGAGGUAGAACAGUUUUUCGCAGAAUUAAAAGAAUUAGAAGCGAAGCUAGAAGAGACAUGCGAGAAGUUACGGUAUUUGUUUACAGUACUUAAAGCAGACGCUCGUGCGACUCAAUUAGACCAGUGGUUAAACAAGUUAUUUGACGAAGCUUUGGAGGUUAAAUCAGCUGUAGCUCGAUAUACUUAG